AUGUCCGACGAGCAGAAGCCCACCAACAACGCCCAGGCUGAGCAAGAUGUGAAGGAUGUCCUGUCCGAGCUCAAGGGCGAGGACGCCGUCCCCGCGGAGGCUAGCAAGGAGGACGCCGAAGAGGCGCGCAUUGUCGCUGAGGCCGCCAAGCUCGGCGAGAAGUCGGAAACUCAAGAGAAGUCAGAGCAGCGCGACUCGCGAGGUUACCGUCCUCGCGCCACCGGUUCAAAGUUCGAUCCUUCCCAGCAGAAGGAGACCGACGACCCCGUUCAGAUCCGCAAGCAGGUUGAGUUCUAUUUCUCCGACUCCAACCUGCCCAUGGACAAGUUCCUCUUUACCAAGGUCGGCGGCAGCGAGAACCACCCCGUCCCCUUGGAGCUGCUGCACUCCUUCAAGCGCAUGCGCCGCUUCCAACCCUUCAGCGCCAUUGUCGAGGCACUUAAGACCUCCGAGACUCUGGAGCUGACCGAUGACAACACCGCUGUGAAGCGCAAGGUUCCUCUGUCUCAGGAUGUGAAGGUGCACAGCCAGGAUCUUCAGAAGGUCUACGAGGACAAGGCUAUGGCCCGCAGCAUCUACGCCAAGGGCUUCUGCGGAUUUGGUGAGGAGGAGGCCACCACUCAACUCGACAUCGAGGCUUUCUUCGAGCCCUACGGCCCUGUCAAGUCCGUCCGUCUUCGUCGCAGUGUCCCCGAUAAGAUCUUCAAGGGCAGCGUUUUCGUCGAGUUCGAGAGCGAGGAGAAGCAGAAGGCGUUCUUGGCCCUUGACCCCAAGCCCAAGUUCCAUGACCGGGAGCUGCUCAUCAAGAGCAAGAAGGAAUACUGCGAUGAGAAGGUGGCGGACAUCAACUCUGGCAAGGUUCAGGCUAACGGUGAGCGCUUCCGCGGGGGUAACCGUGGCGGUCGUGGUGGCCGCGGUGGACGUGGCCGUGGUCGUGGUGGCGCUCCUCGCAAUGACCGUGACUGGCGCGAGCGCCGGGAUGAGGAUAAGAAGAAUGGGUUCAAGGCCAACAAGGAUUCUCGUGGCGUUCCCGUGGUGAAGAGCACCGCCGAUGACUCCGAGUCUGCUGGUCAGAAGCGCGCGCGCGAUGAGGAGGCGAGCAACGACCACCCCGCCAAGAAGGUGGACUCCAAGGAGUAA
This is a messenger RNA of Penicillium argentinense, 1140 nucleotides long. Its product is annotated as tRNA maturation protein LHP1. Gene Ontology annotation, biological process: RNA processing. NCBI's taxonomy places the organism in Eukaryota, Fungi, Ascomycota, Eurotiomycetes, Eurotiales, Aspergillaceae. The record is from RefSeq and is a predicted model, not a curated record. Gene Ontology annotation, cellular component: nucleus. The transcript is spliced from 3 exons. Bases 1 to 1140 code for a protein of 379 amino acids. Gene Ontology annotation, molecular function: mRNA binding.